Vespa mandarinia (Asian giant hornet) is the source of this 4250-nucleotide messenger RNA. RefSeq names its product neuronal growth regulator 1-like. Lineage: Eukaryota; Metazoa; Arthropoda; Insecta; Hymenoptera; Vespidae. Gene Ontology annotation, biological process: synapse organization. The record is from RefSeq and is a predicted model, not a curated record. Gene Ontology annotation, cellular component: neuron projection membrane.
AGAAAGAGAGAGAGAGAGAGAGAGAGAGACAGAGGGAGAGAGAGAGAGAGAGACAGUGAGAGAGAGGAAAAAAAAUACUUGGACUGCGAAGAGUUUCUUUCUCUACUCCAAUGGGAGGAGCCGAGUAUCCUGAAAAUAGUCCUACUACCUUUGACCUCUUUUCGCGAGUGUGACGGAUAGCAGUGAGCUACGAAAGAGUGAUCUCUACUCCGGGAUAACGGGAUGAGGAUUCGCGCGAUAUCAUUAAGGACGAAGAUGGACGAUCGAUCUAGUGUUUCUUUCGAUCGUUGAAUUAUUUUUUUCCUUACUUAUCUCUUUAUCUAUUUGUCUCUCCUAUCCCCCUUUCUCUCUCUCUCUCCCUCUCCUUUUCUCUCUGUCUCUCUCUCUCUCUCUCUCUCUCCCUCUCUAUCUUUCUUCCGUCGAUGGAUCUUAUGGUGAACAUUCGAGAUCUAUACGAUCGAUGGUGUUUUAUUGGUGAAAGUGAUCGUUCGCUUAGAGGAGAAGAAAAAGAAGAGGAAAAAAAGAGAAAGUUAAUUGAAUGAUCUCGAUGGACUAAAGAAGAUAAGAAGGAAGAAAGAAGAUAGAGGAAAAAGGAAAGAAAAUUAAAGAAAAAAAAAAAAAAAAAGAGGAAUAAAAAAGGACCAAGUAAUAAUGUGUUGUUUCCAAAUAAAAAAAAAGAAAAAAAGAAAUAUACGUUCGAUCAAGUGUACUCUCGACUAUUAUUCGUUUCAAUGAUACUAAUCAUUUUUUUUUAACUGACUUGAAUAAUUUCAAUUAUUAUUCCGAACUUAUUAUAUCCGCGCCGCAUUGUGUUAUCGUCAUUGCGGUGAACGGCGCGAAAAAGUGCGCGAAUAAACUUCCUUCGAUCGAGUUUCGGUACUUCAAAAAAAAAAAAAAAAAAAAAAAAAAAACCCAAAAAACAAAAAAACAAAGAAGAAGCCCGUGUUAAUCCUCAUCCACGAGUUUUACGAACUAAAAAAAAAAAAAAAAGAAAAAAAAACAGAAAAGAAUUGAGGGAAAAAAAAUAAUUAAAAUAAUAAACUCAAUUCUCCGGAGGAUCUUUCAUGUGACCGUAUAGAAUUAUACAUAUUCUAUUGCCUACGAUCAAGAGGAAGCAACCCACCGUUCCCGCUUAUUUUUUCUCUCCUCUUUUUUUGUCACUGGCAGAUAUUAAACGUACGAUUUCAAAUUGGAGAAGAUCAUCAUGAAAACCUUAUUGAUCCUGGUCGGUCUCCUACUCGAAAUACAUCUUUAUUUUACAGAGAGUCAUGCGAAGCAUCAACAAGAGUCGAGCUCUAAAAAUAUAGUCGAGCCGCUAAAUGGUCUCGAAGGUAAAGGAGAUGACGUCCUCGAAGGACCAAUCAGCGAGGUCGUUGCUCAAAGCGGAGGCAAGGCCGUCUUACCUUGCAAAAUCACCGAUCCUGGAGCUGGAACGAUCACAUGGUUAAGGCGCAAGGACAGACAAUUAUUGACUCUAGGUACUAACAGGCACUCGGUCGAUACUCGUUUUGCCGUACGCCAUACAAAUACAGAUUGGGCACUUCAAAUACAAAUGGUCACUCUUGGAGACGAAGGGAUUUACGAAUGUCAGGUGACGUCACAUCCCAUACAACGGAGCUUCACACGCUUGAAAAUCACGGAGGCGUACUCGAUAAUACCGGGUGCGCCAGAUUUACACGUAAAGCAGGGUUCCAGUUUGCGCUUGGAGUGCCAACUUAUGGCAGCUACGGAGCUGCCCCAGUACGUGUUCUGGUAUCGUCAAGGACGCAUGAUAAACUACGACGCCGAGCCCGGUGUUAAAGUUGAGCUCACGAAGAGUGGCUCCAUUUUGAUGGUAAACAAAACGAAGCCGACGCACGGAGGUAACUACACGUGCAAGGCGAGCAACGCAAAGCCGGCAUACGUCAUGGUUCAUGUCAUCGAAGAAGAGGAGAAGCCAGCAGCCAUGCACGGUGGCGACAGGAGGAACCUCAGUCCAGCAAUUUUGGCGAGCAACUUUCUGGUUUCCCUACUUGCGACCGUCAGCUGGAGGAUACCGAGUUUCACGAGCCUCUACCCGACGUGAAUCAUCGACUUGGAAGUUUUGCCGGUUGGAACACCGGCACCAACUCAUUUCGCGGUGAUGGCCAUACUCGUCGACCGAUCCGCACGAUCUCCCGUUAUAAAAUCCGACGAUAAGCGUCAAUCCUCUUUGGACUUUCGAGCGCGUUCCGUCGUUACGAUUUCAGGCUCCUUUAUCUGCCACACUUAUUCGUGUCAUUUAAUCGUCAUUGAACGGAAAACAUAAAUAAAGCCAAUUGACUUUCCUUCGAACGAAAGAUAUGGACGAACGAGAUAAAGAAAAAGAGAGAAAGAGAUAGAGACAUAGAGAGAAAGAGAAAGAGAGAGAGAGAGAGAGAGAGAGAGAGAUAAAGAGAGAAAGAGAGAAGGGCAUAGAGAGAAAGAAAGAGAAACAGAAAGAAAGAGAGAGAGAGAGAGAAAGAGAGAGAGAGAGAAGAAUAAUGUAAACAUUGUUUGUCUCUUUAUUCAUUGUGAAGGAGAAUUUUAAGAAGACUUUCAUUUUGAUAUCUCGAUAAGUUCUUUUUACUUUUUCGAUCGAAUCGAUUUAAAAAUAUCUGAUUUUAUUCGUAGUAUAUUUUUGUCUCUCUACGAGACUACAUCUCUUUCUCUCUCUCUCUCUCUUUCUUUCUCUCUCUCUCUCUCUCUCUCUCUCUCACUCUCUCGAUCCCUUUGUUAUCUGUCUCCCUUUUUUUUUUUUUUUCGAUAGAGACAAUUCUCUAUCUCUUAAGAAUUUCCUUUCUCUCGAUUCUUUCCAAUCGUUUCUCCUCGAAAAGAUAUUCGGCUCGCGUACGCGCUCUCGCAGUUGGACGAACUAUCAUCCUUCGUUUUUUUAUUUUUAUUUUUUUUUUUUGGAAUUGACUUAGGAUCGGUACAGUAGGAUACGUUUUACUCUUAAACUUCUAAUACGAGAAAAGGAAGAGGAUAUUAAGAGUGGAAGGUACGUUUUCCGUACACGGAGUACGUCACUACUACUAUUACUACUGUUACUACUACUAUUACUACUACUACAACUACUACUACUAUUAUUACUACUACUACCACCACUACUAUUACUACUACUAUUACUACUACUACUACUACUACUACUACUACUACUACUGCUACUACUAUUACUACUACUACUACUACUACUACUACUACUACUACUACUACUACUAUUACUACAAAACAAUGUACAGAACGGAUCGUGCGGGCGGAACGACAGUCUUUUCUCUUUUACGAGAAAUUGAAGAAGAAAAAGAAGUGGUAGAAGAAGAAAAGGAUAGAAGAGACAUGGUGGAAGAAGAGGAAGAAGAUGAAAAAUGUUGUGUAUAAAGGACGAAAUAGAGAAAAGAUGGAAGACGUUGCUUCUCGUUCGAAAUGAGCUCUAAAAUAUAGACGCUCGUUUUAGAACAGACGCUCGCGCAGUUCGUUAGUAUCUUUCGUUGUGCGUGAUCGGCCAAUCGUUUUCUUCGUACGUACAUUCUAUAUAGUUAUGUAUGUAAGUAUUCGUUAUUUGAACGGACAUAAAUAAUACACACAUCGUAUCUUCAUUCAUUACAUACACACACAUACACACACACACACACACACACAUAUAUAUAUGUAUAUUCAUUUACGUACAUCGCGUACGUAGAAAAAUACAUAAAUGUAUUACAUACAUCCAUUUGCGUACAUUGCGUACGUAAAAAAAAAAAAAAAAAAAAAAAAAAAUAGAAAAAAAAAGAAAAAUACAUAAACAUAAACACAAUCGUUCGUCUCAUAUGUUCAGAAAUAUACAUAUACUAUGUACGUUACAAAUGUGGACGCGAACUGAACGAGCGCCGUAAUUUUACGUGCAGUGAAAAUAAACUUUGAUUAUCUCGUCGUCGUCGUCGUCGUCGUCGUCGUCGUCGUCGUCGUUGUCGUUUUCGUCACUUUCGUCGUCGUCGUCUUCGUCGUCGUCGUUUUCAUCAUUUUCGUCGUCGUCAUCGUCGUCGUCAUCAUCAUCGUCGCCGUUGCCGUCGUCGUUGUUGUUCUUCCUUCACUUUACUUCUAUAAUAGUUACGAUCGUUCAAUCCAUGAUCGUCCCUUCGACGCCGAGAUAAUUUAAUGAUGUGCACGUGAACUCGCGAGACGCACGAAUUAAACGCACAUUCUCUCUUAUUGUCUCUUUUUCUUUAUUUCUCUCUCUCUCUCUUUCUUUUUCUCUCUUUUUCUCUCUUUUUCUC